Molecule: messenger RNA, 1992 nt
Organism: Myzus persicae (green peach aphid)
Lineage: Eukaryota; Metazoa; Arthropoda; Insecta; Hemiptera; Aphididae
Product: piggyBac transposable element-derived protein 3-like
Exons: 4
Coding region: 1-1992 (663 amino acids)
Source: RefSeq, a predicted model, not a curated record
AUGCCAAACAAAUGUUUUGUGCCAGGCUGUAUGACGGGAUAUGCUAGCGAAGGAAAAAUUUUUACAUUAUUUGGAGCACCAAAGAUUGAAGAUGCUAUAUGCCAAAAACUUACUGUUGAACAUCUAUACACCAAUUUGCUGUUUAGUAUAAUGACUCAUCUCAUGAUGGAAGAUAAUAUAAAUGUUUUAGGAUGUGAAGAACAUGCUCGAGAAAUCACUCAAAGCAUAAUAAUAUUUUAUACUCAAUGCCGAAUGCACUUUGCGUGCAAUGAAGCUAAUUCAAUGCGACAAAAAAAACAAAAAACAAAUGAUGGUGAUAUUUUGGCUCUUUUGGGAGAUGGUGAUGUGUCUGAUAUAGGUAGUGAAGUUGACGAAUUGGAAGAUGAUAAUUGUUUUCCAAUUGAUGAGUUUGACCAAUUGUUAAAUGAUUUUGACGAUUUAUCCUCGGACAUUUUGCCCGAUAUAGAGGAGGUUGAACCUGAUUUCAUAAAUACAAAUAAACGUGAUAUUCAUUGGGUACAAAAACCAUUCGAGCCACCUACUAUUAAUUUAGAAGAUAUAGAAACAUUUAAUACUAAUUUGUACGCAACUCAAAAAAAUUUGGGCUCAAAGUUCAAACUCACCGACGAACACGAGAUAAAAACGCUAAUUGGUAUACACAUGCUAAUGGGAUGCCUGAAAUAUUCCCGUGUACGCAUGUAUUGGCAAAAAAGAUUUUUUGUACAUUUGAUAGCUGAUAAUAUGAGCCGAAAUCGAUUUUUUAACUUAAGAACUAAUUUUCACGUAAUUGAUAACAAUGAUAUACCACCAUGUAAUAAGGAUAAGUUUAUAAAAGUUCGGCCUCUGUGUGAUAGUUUUUUACGAAAAUGUAAGAGCCUACCCGUGGAAAAAAACAUUUGUGUGGAUGAGCAAAUGGUACCUUUUAAAGGCAAGUUGUGUAUCAAACAAUAUGUAAAAAAUAAGCCAAUCAAAUGGGGAAUCAAAAUUUUUCUAUUAUGUGGAGAAAGUGGUUUGGCUUACAAUUUGUUUCUUUUUCAAGGUUUUUCCGAAUUAGACCCUGAAAAUAUUAAAACGUAUGGUUCUGGAGGCUCAGUUGUUUUACGUCUAACCGAAAACAUAAAACCAAAUCGUCAUUUUCUAUUUUUUGAUAAUUAUUUCUCGUCCUAUGGGCUUUUUGAAAAACUACUGCACGAUAAAAUAUAUGCUGUUGGUACAAUCAGGGCCAAUUGGUUUGCCAAACCACCUUUUUUGUCUGAUAAAUUGAUGCGAGAAUUGGGAAGAGGAACAUCGUUUGAAAUAACCACAGACCAACCGAACAACUACAAUAUAGGUUUACUCAAAUGGUAUGAUAACAAGCCAGUGCAUUUAGGUUCAAACUUUGUUACAUCUGGGGAACUUGAUGUGGUUCGUAGAUGGUCUAAAAAGGAAAAAAAGUAUGUUGACAUAGAAAGGCCUGAAAUUGUUCGUAUUUAUAAUCAAUCAAUGGGAGGAGUGGACAAAAUGGACCAGAUGGUUAGUUAUUAUAGGAUUUAUAUUAGAUCAAACAAAUGGACAUUAAGAAUGGCCAUGCAUUUUUUUGAUUUGGCUAUAUGUAAUUCUUGGAUCCAAUAUAAAAAACACGCAGAAAUUUUGAAAAUUCCAAAAAAAAAAAUUAUGGAUUCGAUGGAUUUUCGUAUGGAUAUCGCAGAAAGUUUGAUACGCGUAAAUAAACCAAGCACGCCAAAUAGAAAAAGAGGACGUCCAUCAGCACAGGCGGAACCAGUACCAGAAGAAACAUACAAGAAAAGAAACGUGGUAGAUUCAGCGCCUCCAAAUAUUGAUGUACGUUUAGAUGGAACAUAUCAUCGUGCAUUAGUCGACGAACGAAAAUAUGCAACGAAGUGUAAACAUCCAACUUGCAAAAGAAGAACACAUACGUUUUGUAGCAAAUGCAAUCUUCAUCUAUGCUUGGAUAGGACAAGUAACUGUUUUGACAAAUAUCAUACAAAGUAA